Messenger RNA from Acanthaster planci (crown-of-thorns starfish), 1266 nucleotides. RefSeq names its product monocarboxylate transporter 13-like. NCBI's taxonomy places the organism in Eukaryota, Metazoa, Echinodermata, Asteroidea, Valvatida, Acanthasteridae. The record is from RefSeq and is a predicted model, not a curated record.
AUGGCUGCUACCACAUCCAUCACUGGAGCACUGGUCAAGUACUUCCGUGUUCAGCCAGUCGUCGUGGCUGGAGCAUUGCUGUCGUUCACGGGGCUUGUCAUCGGAUCGUUUGGUCGGGAAUUCUACGUGCUGUUCAUCACCAUACCAUUCAUGACAGGGAUUGGUUGUAGCCUGUGCUUCGCAAGCACCAUGACCAUAAUCAGCGACUAUUUUCACCAGCAUUUCGCUCUGGCUUGGGGAAUUGCAUGGUCAGGAGGAAGUGUCGGGAUAGUGACUUUUCCCAUCGUUAGCGGCUUCUUGAUCGACAAUUACGGAUGGAGGGGAGCUCUGCUGGUCAUCAGUGCGAUACAAGCAAACAUCUUGGUGUGUGCCAAGUUCAUGAAGCCAACUCCCAAUGGUCAAACAUCGACAAAUUUGGUCCACAGUGUUGGGAAGGGUUACAGCAGGCUUGAAAACCAAUCAAGCCACGAGACAGCUUCUGCCAAGGAUGAGAAAGACGUUGACGGUGAUAGUAAAGCAAGCGCCUUCACAAAUCAAUCUAGAUCGGGCUCUGGUGUAGGUGCUGAGUGCAAAGACGAUAAGCUGGUCAAGGACAAGAAGUGGCUGGAGAAACUCGUGCAGUUCUUGGAUCAUGCUGGUGUAUCACUCAUUUGGACCAAUCGGGUCUUCGCAAGUUGUCUUUUGCUACAAAUACCCACGUCGGUAGGAAACUCUGUCACUCUGCCCUUCCUUGUUGCUCGUGCAGAGUCGGUCGGUGUCCUUGGGCUACAGGCCGAGUUACUGCUCUCCGUGGUCGGAGUGGCCAAUAUCGUCGGCAAUUUGAUAAACGGCCCCCUGGUGGAUGCUAAUGUUGCCGAACUAGCUCUCAUCUACGGUGUCGUUGAGGCUGUGGUCAGCGUUUCUGCCAUCAGUAUCGCUAUCCUCGAGAGCUACCCGUUCUUCGUGGUCUACGCUGUGCUGUUCGGUUUCUCAUCCGGCAUCUACAUCCCAUUAGGAGCGAUCAUGGUGCGUCGAAUUGUUGGACAAGAAAGGUUUGCUGGUGGAUUUGGUAUCGCACUAAUGUUGGUUGCCAGUGGCAACAUGCUGGCAGCCUCUAUCAGCGGUCAUCUUUACGAUACUACCAAGAGCUACAGUGGUUGUUUCUACUUCCUCGGAGCAGCUGCUGGUCUCUGCAUUGUCCUGUUACUGGGGCUUCACUUGCUGUGGACCAGACUGGUUCCAGAUGACCGAUGGCCGACCAUUAAAAGGUCAGCUCUUCGACGUUAA